ACUAACGCUCACCAACAACCUGAACGUAGUUCAGAAACCCAAGGUUCCGCUGCUGUGGAAGAAGUUAUAGAAGACCAGCUAUCUCCUACCACUUGCACUCGUGAAGACGACUUCAUCGACAAUUUAAGAGUGCCUUCGGAAUUCUGGUCAAGACAUGCCAUCCCAGGCCAAGGUGAUAGUGUUUUUUAUUCCACCUCGAUCCUGACUUCGAAGAUGGAAGUUGUCUCCGAAAAGGUUGUAGUAUUUCUUCGUCACAACCCAGUGCCUCGCUCCAAGGUUUUUGUCAGGGGUACGCUACUCGGAAGCAGACCCGUGAGGAACAAACUGGAUGCCGAAUGUCUCUUGGCUGAGGUUGAGGACCUUCACCUGUGUGCUGGAGCCGUGAAUUCCAGAGAUUACGGCGAAGAGCAAUUCACGGCGGGCCUGAAACGUCACGUCGUUAAAAGAGACGAAACUUAUUUCAGCAGCAACUGCCUUACCACGGUGCAAGCACCAGGUGGACAGUGUCUCUCCUGCAAAUACCUUAGUAAAAGCCUGCUUUUAAGAAAGGCUAUAGUGCGACAAGGUGUUGCAGAGCAAACUCGCCGAGUGACUCGGGAGCGCAAGCUGAUCAGACAGAAGAAUGGACGGCUGUCAUCAGGUCUGAAAACUGUGUCAGAGGACCUUGAACAUUGAAGUAUUGCAGAAAAGGGUACCGCGUUGAAAGAAGAAGUGUUGGACGAAAAGAUCGAAAAUCUGCCACCAAGACAGCAAGAAGCAUCUAGGCACUGCUUGUCUGCUGCUGCAUUGUGAUGUGGCACCGAACAACAUUGAGAAGAUGUGGGCGACAUAUGCGUUCGAGCUGCUUGGCCACAAAAUGCUGCAAGAGCUGCACCUUUUGAGCAUGAAAAGAAAUAUGGGAGCGUGACGGCAACACAGGCCUUCUUCAAGUAAGUUUCAACAUGCCCUAUUUCUAAAGCAAAUUUCAUUCCCCUUAAAGAAUAGCAUUAGAAGAUUUCAUGAUACACUCGUGGAUAACUUUUAUUGGCAGUGAAGCGAAGGCUGCAGAGCCAAGUUGUGUGAAUGCUACCACUAGUGAUUGCAGUCCCAUGAUGCGCAGUGUUUUCUACGUGAGAAAUAAAAAAAAACUCCUUCAUUUUCUGCAGGAAGCGUUUUGAGAAGGACACAGCGCACAUGAGUGAGAUAUUUAUAUUCGUUUGACUUUAUACGUUGUCAUUUCAUGACUUUGCACGCGCGAGAACGUCGUGCCUUUUGCAUUUACCUCAAACACUAAAUGGGGUCUGCGUCUUCAGGUGAGUGUCUGUCUCCUUCUCACUUUUCGGUUUACCCGCCUCAGAAAACUUGCGACGAACUGUACCCACAAGGGACUGUGUAAGCAAAGAAAACAAAUACUAUGCAACACUUAAGCUGCACAGUCAUCACUUUCCACAGCGCUAUGAAACACACGCCAAGCCUGACCACUUCGCGUAGGAGUACAUGAGCAGAAGCCAAGCCCCGUAGCUUCCCCUUCAUUGCAAAGGUCCACGAGUACAGCAACACCGCGGCCACAACGGAUAAAAAGAUGCGGCCCUUUGCGUGCCCAGAAAACAGCGGGAGCUGCCUAGUUGAACUUACUGCCGCUGUGGUGCAGCAAGACGGGCCACACCAAGGUGGUUUAAUGAACGCACAAGUGUCUUUGUGUUGCGGUUUUUUUUUUGAGGAGCCUCGAACUCUCGGCAAAUAUCAUUUGGGAUAAUGUUAUCAACACUCCUCUGGAUGCACUGUUUUCUUCUGAAUCAACGCUAUCCUAUUUCAUCAUAAAGAUUUUAACGUCAUUCAGUGUCACAUGAAAAUUCGUGGUACCUGAAGUUGACAUCUUUUAUUGUUGUUCAAUCACGCCAUGAAACACACCGACUCAUUGGCAUGCCCAUAUAUGGCGGGACUAGAACGUCUUGCGCACGCCACAUCCCUGUUAUUUUUUUUAUUUUUUUUUUUUGUUCUAAAUGCACGUGGAUGUACGUCUACUAGCGCUAACACGGAUGGAACUGUCAACAUGGCGUUCACGCUUGUGCCCGCGUGUUUCAGCAUGACACAACAGGCCACACAAAUUCGAGCACCGUGGUAACACUAAGUUACAGACAAUCAUAGAGACAGAAGCACUCUCACACCUUGCCCAUUUU
Molecule: messenger RNA, 2159 nt
Organism: Rhipicephalus sanguineus (brown dog tick)
Lineage: Eukaryota; Metazoa; Arthropoda; Arachnida; Ixodida; Ixodidae
Exons: 2
Coding region: 214-675 (153 amino acids)
Source: RefSeq, a predicted model, not a curated record